Mytilus trossulus (common blue mussel) is the source of this 1365-nucleotide messenger RNA. RefSeq names its product alpha-protein kinase vwkA-like. Gene Ontology annotation, biological process: protein phosphorylation. The transcript has 2 exons. NCBI's taxonomy places the organism in Eukaryota, Metazoa, Mollusca, Bivalvia, Mytilida, Mytilidae. Gene Ontology annotation, molecular function: protein serine/threonine kinase activity; ATP binding. The record is from RefSeq and is a predicted model, not a curated record. The coding region runs from base 51 to 965 and encodes 304 amino acids.
UAAUUGCAGCACAAGAAGUGAACAAAAAAGAACAAAAAACAUCAGAAAUAAUGGGAGUAUUUUCAAAAAUAAAAACAAACAACUCAACAUUCUUUUCCAAAACCAAAUGUGAGGAUGGCCACAAUUGGUGGGUCAGCUUCGAGUUUUAUCCAUUUGCUGUCGGCGAGCGCCAUACCGUCUUUGAAGGACGUAUGUACAACCAACAUGGAUAUUGGAGUCAAUCAAAAGCUGUUGUUAAAUCUUUGAAUGAUGAAAUCGGAUCCGAAGACAACCUCCAGUCCGCGAUAACUUGCUCAGAAAAAUCCCGUUCCUUCGCUGAUGCUUUUAAGGAGGAAUUUCCAAACACCAAAAUUUUGAAAUUUGCCCAGCCAUGUCUUUCAGAAAUGGAUUCUGUUUCCGUUUUUAAUACACCUUUUCGAUAUAUUAAAGGAUACGAAAAACAACUCGCCGAACACGAACAUGUUCUUAUUGAAGAAUUCAUAGACGGCGAUUACAAAUUAUUUAUCGACAGUGAUGGCAUUCGACGUCAAGAAUCCGAACUUCUCGACACAUUUCUACAUUAUUCUUAUGUAGAAAGCAACGGCGACUUUCUUAUAUGCAAACUGGAAGGUGUAGAAAGAGAUAAGGAUAUAAAACUAUCCGGAGUCACUAUUCAUUCUCGAAAUAGAUCAUUUGGACCUUGUGACCAUGGCGAACAAGGUAUUCUAAACGUUUUUAAGAACCACAGAUGUAAUGAAAUCUGUAAGAACUGGCCAACACCAGCAUUUGGUCUUGUUCCAAGUGCACCAGUAAUAUCCGAAACUAAAAUCGACAUAAUGGACAUUCUCAAAAAUGAUGCGGCAGUAUUGUUUUCAAGCAAAACCGAUUUGGUUAGUCCUCCGCCGUACGAAAAUUUGAUAAAUGUAGAUAAUCGUAAGAUCGAAGACAGACCAAUGGUUCACGGACAGUGUAUCGACAAAGUAUGACCAAACACUUUACAUUUUUGACAUUUUUUCUAGAUUCUGAACUUUUAAUGUAUUUUAUUUUAUAUUUUUCAAAGUUAAUUUUACAUACUAAAUAUGUUUUAGAUGGCAAAAUGUGCAAAGUAAAUGCUUAUCAGUCUCAUUUGUUUCUCAGCCUACCACUUUAUUUUGGUCGGCACUUAAAGUUAACCAUCGAGGGACGUUAACCACCGAGGGUAGUAAUGAAUACGUCUCUCGAUGGUUAACUUUAAGUGCCGACCCUUUAUUUUACGUCAAUGGUGCUUUGUACAUGUACGUUAAUUUUUUUACAUUUUUUUGUGUAUUUAAAGAUCUAUCGAAUAUCAUUUUCGCUGUAGAAUCUCGCAAAUUUUAAAUGGCAGUUUAAUGUUAGGUCAUCUUUAUA